Molecule: messenger RNA, 5144 nt
Organism: Paramuricea clavata
Lineage: Eukaryota; Metazoa; Cnidaria; Anthozoa; Malacalcyonacea; Plexauridae
Source: the annotation of a GenBank genome assembly
AUGAUUGAGUGCCCAAAACAAGAAACAAGGAGAAGUAAGGCCAAAACGGCGGUUAGUUUGGCCUCGAGGCGGCUUAUUGGUGCAGCCCACCGAGGAACAGAGUAUGAUGUGUUGAAGAGUUUAAUAAUCGAACUCGAAAAGGCUUACGAUGAUUUCUGUGUAGCAAAUGAAGAAUUUGAACUUCUCGUGUCAGAGGAAGGGAACAGCGAACAUCGUGUUGUGAACGGAGAGGAUGUUAGUGAGUAUAGAGACACUUUUUUUUUAAUUUAAACAUAUUUUUAAUUUGUUUAAACAAACAAAGUUUGCCCCAAGAGCGCGUACGCUCAUCUAGGGGGCUCACUUCUUACAAUUGCAAAAUGUUUAAAUAACAUGCCAAGUAUAGGCCCUAUAAUAAAAAGAAAAAGAACUGACGACGGAAGUCAAGAAUCGUGCAAAUGAAAACGUUUUGUUUCAUUUAUAUACGACUGCACAAGAGAAAAUAACUCUCUGUUUGAUUCUAAUGAUAAUGAAGAUGAUCCAUGCAAAAACAUUUCAACAAUUUGCGCGUCGUUCAUUCUUGACCAAUCGUCAGCAAACAUCUGAGCAGCAGAGGAGAGCAGUUUCUGUCUUUGGGCAGCAAAAAUUGGACAAUGAAGAAAAUGUUUUAUAGUUUCAGUAUUAAAACCACACAUACAAACUGGGGAUACUUUACAUCCUAUUUUAAAGAGAUAAGAAUUUAAUGCACAAGCACCUAAGCGCAGGCGAGUGUGAUAAACAGAAGAAAAUCUAUCAUUGGAUAAAUUAUAAAUAACAUUUGGAACAGGUAAGUCAAAAAUGGUAGCUAAAGCGUUUUUAAAGAAAUCGAGUGAAACUAGCGAACGCGUCUCAAUAUUUAUGCUAUUCCACAGUCUUGCAGCAGAUGGAAAAAAGGAUCUAUAACGUUCAGUGUGACCAUUAAAAAGAGAAAAGUCUGAAACCGUUCUUAAAGAAUAGUUUGUUCUUUCGUAGACUUGUAAAGGAAGUAAUUCUUUAAGAUAAGUUGGACACAAGUUAUUUACAAUCUUAUAAUAUAAGAUAAGCUUAUGAAUUUUUCUUCUAGUAGACAUACUUUCCCAUCCCAUUUCUUGCAUGAGACGAUGCUUACUAGUUCCUUUUAUUGCCCCGGUUACAAUCUUAGCUGCCUCAUAUUGUACAUGCUCAAGUAGAUCACAAUCACUGGCUAUACCGUUGUGCCACAAUACGUCCGCAUACUCCAUAACAGGACGAAUAAGUGAUUUAUAUAGCUUGCCUAGAGUGUCUCUACUCACUUUAAAUUUCAGGCCUUUUAACAUAUUUAGCUUUUUAUUAGCAUUUUCAGAAAUAUUUACAAUAUGGGCUUUCCAAGAGAGGUUUGAUGUGAGUUUAACACCAAGAUGAGUAUGUUGCAAGACUUCACAAAUUUUCUCGUUUGCAAAAUAAAGAUCAGGAUGAGGUGGUUUAAAAACUGAAAAAGUCAUCCAUUUGGUCUUCUUUGUAUUUAUAGUAGCAAGCCAUCGUUUUGCCCAUUUUUCUAUUUCUUCAUAAGGUCAUUAUUCAAUUUUGUUGAAGACGUGUCUGGAUUGUCAACAGUAGAGAAUUUAAGAUCUACGACGCGGCCGGCUCAACGACGCGGUCUGAAUUUCAGCUAAAAAAUGAACGCUAAGCAAUUUCAUUACUGUAAUAAAUGUUUGACGAUUUUCAAAUAACAUUACAAACUGCUAAGUUUGACUAAAGCGAUGCAAUGUAUGAUGUAAUUUCGACUUUAAGUAUCACCUUUUGGGUCGCAAUAAGCUUCGCGUUGCUUGAAAGACGUGAUAAUGAUUAGUUUAACGUUCUGCUGAGCAUGACAAAGCCGUUGAGAAUACCCCUGGGACCACCAAUUUAUUCACAGUUUUUGUCUUGCAUGACAGAUUUCUUUCGCAAGCGCGUCGUUGAGCCGGCCGCGUCGUAGAUCUUAAACUCUCUAAUAUCAUACAAAGAAGUGUCGUCAGCAUAUAAUAAAGAAUAGGAUUCAAGAUUUUCGGUGAUAUCGUUUAUAUAAAUAAAAAAAAGCAACGGGCCAAGUACGGACCCCUGAGGCACACCUGCGUUUAUAUUUUUCCACUGUGAAUACUGGCCAUCUAUGACCACUCGUUGUUUCCGAUUAGAUAAAUAACUUUCAAACCAACUUAAUAAAGGGCCCCCAACACCAAUUAAUAGUUAAGCUUGUGUAAAAGACCCUUGUGCCAAACUCUGUCAAUUGAGUGUCAAACGCUUUACUAAUGUCAAUGAAAACCAUUCUUACUUCUUUGCCUUGCUCAAAUGCCUCGUGGAUCUUAUGUACUAAAUAUACUAGUUGAUUUACUGUCGAAUCACCUGGCCGAUAGCCUGAUUGCAAUGGGUUUAAAAAAUUUAUAUCCAACAAAAAAUUAUAAAGUCUUGUAAAAACGACUCUUUCAAUUAUUUUAGAUAAUGAAUCUAACAAUGAAAUCGGCCUAUAAUUCAACUUUGACUCACGAUCUACUUUAGUUUUAAAUAAUGGAAUAACAUAUUUGCUGCUUUCCACUGCUCAGGGAAAACUCCUGACGACAGUAAAAGGUUCACUAAAUACGUAAAAGCACUGGUUAUACCAUUUGCACAAAUCUUAAUUAUUCAAUUGCUUAUACCAUCUGGACCACAUGCUUUACUAAUAUCUACUUCACGUAAGAGGCUAUUUAUUUCAUAUUCAGUAGCAAUCACGUUUGACAAAAUAACAGAAGACUGAAAAGAUAUAAUAUCAUUAGGAAUAGUCGCAGCACCAUCAUCAAUGGUACUCUGACUACAAAAAAAAAUAGUGUUAUAAUGAGGCUAGGGAAGUAUUCUUGGAUCAAAAGGCUGCUGAGCAAGAAAUAAGCAAAAACUUGCAAUAGAAGUUUAGAACCAGCGAGAGUUGCCUUAAAGCUAGAUUCUAGUCGAAUAGGUGAGUUAAUCGAAACAGUUGAUAUAAACAUUAACUCUACCAGUCCAAGUAAACGAGCAUUGCAAUUAGACAAAGAAGAAUUGCAGGCAAUGUUAAAUGUGUUGUGUGGGAAAUUCUUUGAAUUGAGUUUGAUUGGGUCUUCAAAAUCAGAGCAAGAUAUUCAGUUACAUCUUCAGAUUGAUAAGAUUAUUGCACAAGGUUUUAAACCGGUUAGAUCAAUAAACCUAUACCUAUGUGACUGUCAAAGUUCUAUCCAGAAGACUCCAUCACCCCCUAUUGUAAAUCAAGUAGAUGCUGUGGGUGCAUCUGCUGCACUUCUUAAUAUAGACUCCCAAAAUAGUGCAGCCUCUACAUUGGCCCACCUAUGACCAAUCCCAGCUAGUACUCAAAUUAACCACACCCCUACUGCCCCCCCCCCCCAAGGAAGGGACAGUGAGUGUUAUCCCCCCACCCGCAGUUACAGAGACAGAUACUACCAUCAAUGUGUCUGCACCUGAAUUUAAAUUAAUUGUACCUUCAACAAUGAAUGAUCCAGUGAGUAGUUCUGUAAUCAGUGCCCAGACCAACUAUACAGGUAUCAAUCCCCAAGCCAUACCCCAAAGUGCAAGUACAUCACAGCAAACCUUUCCUAUUUUAUAUCAAUACCCAACCACCAGCAUCAUGUACCACCCCCCUCCACAGAUCAAUCCAUCUACAAUCAACACACCCCACCUCUUAAGUACCAGCACCGCCCCAAUCUACUUGUCCCCACCUGUCAAUCUCACGCCAAGUUUUCCACCAAAUUCGAUUGGCUUACACCAAUACCCAAGCAACACCCAACCCCACCUUGGUACAAGUAUGACCCAAGCAACAUCACAGCAAAUUGUCAGUAACACCAAUCCAUACCACAACACCCCCCUACUACCACACCAUAGUAUGACCACAAGUCUUUACAACAAUGUACCUCCACAGAAUUUGGUAAGUUCACCAGAGACAAGUAUGUAUUUGAAUAGUGUGUCCUCAAGUGCUCCUCCUACUAGCCCAUCAAUUAACAUGGAACUCACUCCACUACCGGUGAUUUAUUCUACUCCCAAUGCGAGCGAGACAUAUUUGGUCAACCCCAGCACAGUCCCAAUCCCCUCAGUCGGUCCACAACCUACACCUCACCUCAGCCCUAAUUCACUGGGUUUCAAUUCUCGGGUUCAGGUAAAGAAAAUGCCUUUUCCAACAUUCAGUGGUAACCGCAAAGAGUGGCCAGAGUUCAAAGCGAUUUGGAAAUCGGUCGCUGAGACAGCAUAUCAAAAUAAGACUGCUCUGGCCCAUAAGCUUAAAAGAUCGGUAAAGAGUGAGGCAAGUCGACGAAUAAGAUCAGUCAAUGUCACCAAACCGGAAGCAUACGAUGUCAUGUGGCAGAAGUUAGAAAGUUUCUACGAGGAUGUUCGUGCAAGUGUACAAGCUGCACUAGAAGAUUUACAUAAGAUUAAAGCCGUACCGACAAAUGAUUACAAAGGCUUGGUAGAACUUGUAGACGAAUUGGAAUCAGCGUAUAGUCAAUUGGAAGAGUUGGGAAACCUGGAUAUUUUGACGUUGAGAGAUGUUGAUUUCAUCACCGAACUGCUACCAUGUUAUUUGAAAGUAGAAUGGCGAAGAAGAUAUAGGGACAUCACGGCCAGUGAAAAGAUACACCCUUUCAUCCCUUUCAUGCAUUUCCUUGAAGGUGAACGAGAAGCAGUCUCGAAUGGCCGAGUACCAGCCAAAGGGAAGGAGAAAUGAAUUUCCAAAAUAUGAGCGAAGAAAGCAACAUGUACAAGGUUAUCAUGUAGGGAAGCAAUCCUCCAAGAAGUAUUACAAGUGUGCCUAUCCAUCUCACAGAAAGGACAGUAUCAGUCAUACCACAUCAGAAUGCAAAGAGUUUCAGAAAUUACCGGUUAGCGGGAAAGAAGGAAAAAGUGAACUCUUAAAACAAAUUAAAUUCAAAUGCUUUCGAAACCAUAGAAGGCUAGACUGUCCCAAGAAAGUUCCCUGUUCAUGUGGAAGUGGUCAACAUCAUCAGUUACUCUGUGAAUCCAAGCGUCCAGAAGAAAAUAAGGGUACCGAUUUCGCACGGAAAGAAACCCACGUUUUCGAUCGGAUUCAUUAUCCCUGUAUCCCAUCUACCAAACAGCAGUCUGUGGAAGCAACAAAACUGUAUCUGUUUUCUGUGAUGGAGGAUCAAAUGCCACCUACAUAA